AUGAAGGUUCCCUACAGCUGCGUAGCCAGCCACGCGGAACUGUUGGGGCGCUCCGUUAUCGACGUGGAACCAUCCCGAGGCCGACAAGGAGGCCUCGGCGACGAAAAGGCGCACGACGGGUCCGAAGAGCAGCCCCUCUUAGAACCCGACAACCAGCCGCCGCAAAAGAGGCAGAGGCUGGAGGAGGACACGGACGAGAACGAAGACGAUGCCCCCGCGCAGGAGAUGGCCGGGGAGCGCGUGAAUGAGCAGGCCCAGAUAGCCAAGAAGAAAUCCAAAAGGACCAUGCCCGCGUCAACCGAGACCCCAUAUCGAAGCGACCCGACGUGCACAUCAUCGUCCUCCUAUCCGUGUCGAAAGAUGGCAAGAGUCGAGCCGGAGGGCCAUGCCGAAGCGGCCCGGACAAGUUUGGCGACGUCUACGCCCUCCCCUGACCCGGCCAAGGGCUCUCUCGGACAGGAUGUCACGUCGCUGUACAUCAAGCACCAGCGCGACCUUAGCAAACCCGCCGCCAAUGCGUACACGGUGCACUCCAAGAUCAACCUCCGCAGCCUGGAGAUGCAGCAGCGCGAGCUGGAAAAGAAGAGCAAGGAUCCGCAGGAGGCAAGUGAGCCGGCUUCCAGCGAUCCGGCUUUCGACCAUACCCUGAUUCUCGGCCACGUCUCCAUGCUCACCGAUUUGCUCAUCGGGGAGUACGAAGGAAGGCGGUACAUUCUCACCUCGGACAGGGACGAGCACAUUCGCGUGUCGAGGUAUAUACCGCAGGCCUACGUAAUUGAAGCCUUUUGCCUAGGUCACGAGGAUUUUGUCAACUCCUUAGCCGUGUCUGAGACUUAUCCCAACCUGCUGAUAUCCGGCGGUGGCGAUGACUCCCUAUUCGUAUGGGACUGGCCCAGUGGCCGGCUCCUUUCUGAAGCCGACCUCCUGAGCCAGGUUUGCCUCGCAGCUGAUGUCAAACAUGUUGCCGUCCAGCGGAUACGCUCAUCACCCUCGGGCAUCUUUGUCAUUUGUGAAGGCGUGCCCGCCGUCUUCCACUGGCGACUUUCGUCCGAUGACUUAGUCGUGUCCACCUCGACGGAACCUAAGCUCGUGGUCGCAGUUGACCCCAGCGGCGCUGAGUCGGGACUCAGCCUUCUUGCCUAUACCUUGACUGGCGGCGAUGCCUGGCUCCUGGCCACAAACGCCUUUGACGAAUUAGCGGGAGCAGACACCACUCUAGAACUAUCCCCCACCCAAAUCAAAAGCCUAUUAUACACUGUUGAGAGCCUCCGUAAGCGGGGACCGCAGAUAGGCGAACAGGCCGGUGAAGAAGGACAAUAA
Molecule: messenger RNA, 1320 nt
Organism: Parascedosporium putredinis
Lineage: Eukaryota; Fungi; Ascomycota; Sordariomycetes; Microascales; Microascaceae
Source: the annotation of a GenBank genome assembly